CACACAUGUUCAGAGCUGUUUCUUGUAAUAUAGUUAAAAAACCGAGAUCAGGUCGUGUCUUGCUUAGAAAUACACGUUAUUAUCAUGACGACGGUGUUUAUGGGUACCGAGUACCUAGAGAAUUCAAACUGCCUGAUUAUACAGAACAAGAAUUAGCCAACCGUAGCCAGUAUGGUAGCUUACUACGUAUGGUCCAAGCUUAUCGCACACACGGUCAUGAAGGCGCUCAGCUAGAUCCUCUGAAUAUAAUGAAAAGAAAAGAAGUACUUGCCUUGAAACCCGAACGAUAUGGUCUGGGCAAAGAUGAUGAACGCUACAAUCUUGCAGGUAUCCUUCAUACAAAUGACGCCUUACAAGAGAAUACAAGUGGUGGAGAAGAGGCAGAUUUCAAGACGAUCCUGAACCACCUUCAAGCUGUCUAUUGUGGGAAAAUUGCCUAUGAAUUUAUGCAUAUACCUAGUGCUAGUGAGAGAAGGUGGUGGUAUCAUGCUGUCGAGAGUUGGCAAAAACCUGAACUUACAGCAGAUCAAAAGAAACGAAUUCAUGAGCUCUUGGUAAAUUCAGAAGUGUUUGAUCAAUUUCUUGGUAAAAAGUUUCCCAACGUAAAGCGUUAUGGUCUCGAAGGAGCAGAAAGUAUGAUGGUAGCAUUAGAUCGACUCUUUGAGCUCUCGGCUUUGAAUGGUGUACAGGAUGUUAUCAUUGGAAUGCCUCAUCGUGGACGACUAAAUUUGCUCUGUGAUUUACUAAACUAUCCCCAUGCCGCUCUCUUCCACAAAAUGAAGGGCUUCUCAGAGUUACCUGAAGGAACCUUCGCUUCCGGUGACGUGAUUUCUCACUUGACAAACAACCCUGACCUUGAAUAUCAUGGUAAAAAGGUCCAUGUCUCCUUACUCCAUAAUCCUUCUCACUUGGAAGCUAUCAACCCUGUGGCUAUGGGUAAAGCCAGAGCGAAGCAGACAGAUCGUCUGGCCACAGCUGACUCUUCAUGUAACCUUGGAGACCGUGUAAUGUGUAUUCAAAUUCACGGUGAUGCAGCAUUUACAGGACAAGGCGUUGUCAUGGAAUCCUUUGGUAUGUCUAACCUUCCUCACUACUCAUCUGGCGGCUCUGUCCAUAUUGUCGUCAACAAUCAGUUAGGGUACACUACACCUGCACAAAAUGCUCGAUCUUCUGCAUACUGUUCCGAUAUUGGAAAGAUGAUUAAUGUUCCUGUUGUCCAUGUCAAUGGUGAUUAUCCCGAGGACGUAGCAAGAGCGUUGGACGUUGUAUUCGAGUAUCGUAAUAAGUUUAGAAAGGAUAUCAUUCUCGACCUCAUGUGUUACCGUCGUUGGGGACACAAUGAAUUGGAUGAACCUGCUUUCACUCAACCAUUAAUGUACAACAACAUCCGACACCGUACGUCAGUUCCAAAGUUGUAUGAAAAGAAACUUUUGCAAGAAUCUGUAUUGAGUGGAGAAAACGAAGUUGAAGCCGUUCGUCAGCGUCACGUUGAGAUGCUUGAGCAAGGUCUUCAGGAAGCAGAGUCUUACAAGCCAUCAUCCAACUAUCAUCUCGAUGGUAAUUGGAGAGGUAUCGAGCACAUCAAGGAACAACCUGAGGAGCAAGUAGAGACUGGUUGUGAUGUUGAGCUAUUAAAAGAAAUUGGCAAAUACUCUGUCACACCACCCGAAGGCAUCAAGGUUCAUCCUCGUCUUCAAAAAUAUCACAUCGAACAACGAUUAAAGAAGCUUUCACAAGGCCAUUCUCUUGACUGGGCAACAGCCGAAGCCCUUGCAUUUGGUUCCUUGAUGAAGGAAGGCAUGGACGUUCGUAUCUCUGGACAAGAUGUUGGAAGAGGCACCUUCUCACAGCGUCAUGCCAUGUUUGUCUGUCAAGACACCGAGCGCGCAGUAGUCCCAUUAAAUCAUAUGGAAAAUGUUAAAAGUCAUUUUGAGGUCGCCAACAGUCCCCUCUCUGAAUUCGCUGUGCUUGGUUUCGAAUAUGGCAUGUCACUUGAAUCGCCUAAACGCCUAGUCCUCUGGGAGGCCCAGUUUGGUGAUUUCUUUAAUGGUGCUCAGAUCAUCAUUGACACCUUCUUAUCUAGCGGUGAAGAAAAAUGGCUGCGUCAGAGUGGUUUAGUCAUGCUCUUGCCUCAUGGUCAAGAUGGUGCUGGUCCUGAACAUUCUUCUAGUCGUGUAGAGAGAUUCUUACAGAUGAGCAAUGAUCCCUUUGAUGUAAACAAGGCGCAUAGACAAGCAGCUAAUUGGCACAUUGUAAACUGUACUACUCCUGCACAAUAUUUCCAUGUUUUACGUAGACAGAUGCUUCGACAGUAUCGCAAACCCCUUGUUGUCAUAUCACCCAAGAGCUUAUUGAAAUCUCCUGUUGCUGUCAGUAAUUUGGAUGAGAUGGGCCCUGGUACUCGAUUCCAACCUGUCUUGGGCGACAACACAAUAGAGAAUACAGAUCAAGUCAAAAAGGUCGUCUUUGUCUCUGGUAAAUUCUAUUAUGACCUUGUCAAAGAGAGAGAGCGUAGAGGAAUGAAGGAUCGUGUGGCACUGAUCCGUAUUGAGGAAUUGAGUCCUUUCCCAAGAAACGAAUUGAAGAAGGAAAUCGAACAAUAUGGACACGCUGACGAAUUUGUCUGGUGCCAAGAAGAACCACAGAACGCUGGUGCUUAUUCAUUUAUGGCGCCAAGAUUAAGUCAGUUGAUUCCAAAGGACAAGGUAAUUCAAUACGUCGGUAGAGAACCACUUUCUGCUCCUGCCGUAGGUAUUUCUAGUGUAUUUAAGCAGCAAGCAAGUAAACUAUUAGAAGAUAUUAUGAAAUAAAGUGUACAAUUACGCCUUGACUUGAAUAUCUAAAGCGGAUGUCUCGGCCUCUGUAUGUUUAUAAAUGUAUCCAAUCCAUUUUAAUGCUAUAGCUCGUUUUGUUCGA
This is a messenger RNA of Rhizopus microsporus ATCC 52813, 2916 nucleotides long. Its product is annotated as 2-oxoglutarate dehydrogenase, E1 component. The transcript has 9 exons. The coding region runs from base 6 to 2810 and encodes 934 amino acids. Gene Ontology annotation, biological process: tricarboxylic acid cycle. Lineage: Eukaryota; Fungi; Mucoromycota; Mucoromycetes; Mucorales; Rhizopodaceae. Gene Ontology annotation, molecular function: oxoglutarate dehydrogenase (succinyl-transferring) activity; thiamine pyrophosphate binding. The record is from RefSeq and is a predicted model, not a curated record.